Messenger RNA from Pistacia vera, 446 nucleotides. RefSeq names its product caffeic acid 3-O-methyltransferase-like. Gene Ontology annotation, biological process: methylation. The record is from RefSeq and is a predicted model, not a curated record. The coding region runs from base 57 to 440 and encodes 127 amino acids. The transcript has 4 exons. Gene Ontology annotation, molecular function: O-methyltransferase activity; S-adenosylmethionine-dependent methyltransferase activity. Lineage: Eukaryota; Viridiplantae; Streptophyta; Magnoliopsida; Sapindales; Anacardiaceae.
CCAGCUUAAAGGCUCGCUUCUUCUUUAGUAGCUGAUAUCUGGAGUUAGCUAUUGCCAUGCAAUGGUAUCACUUUAAUGAUGCUAUACUAGAAGGUGGAAUCCCGUUCAACAGGCCAUAUGGGAUGAUGACAUUUGAAUACCCGGGGACGGAUCAGAGGUUCAACUGGGUGUUCAAUCAGGCUAUGUCCAACCACACUGCCUUGAUUAUGAAGAAAGUUCUUGACGUUUACAAAGGAUUUGAAGGGUUGAAAGUGUUGGUUGAUGUUGGCGGUGGAAUUGGUGUUACUCUUGAUGUCAUCACUUCUAAGUAUCCUCACAUUAAAGGCAUUAAUUUUGAUUUGCCUCAUGUAUUAGCUGAGGCACCUACGUAUUCAGGUGUAAGGCAUGUGGGUGGAGAUAUAAAUGGUACAUAUCAUGCAUCUGCUGAUGAAGAGAAAUGAUGACAA